AAACGGCUCCUCCCAAUGCCCAGGGUCACCCUUGGCACACGAGUAGAGGAAGUCAUGGUGAGAGGUGUCCUUCUCGCUGUCACAGCCGCGGUGCUGGUUGCCGCCGCCAGUGCCCAGGAUCUCGAUUCGAAAUGUGGAGAGUGUGACAGGUCGGCGUGCCCUGAAGUGGGGUCGUGCCCGGGGGGCGCCGUGCCCGACGAGUGCGGCUGCUGCGUCAUCUGCGCCCGCGGCCUCGGCCAGCGCUGCGACAACGAGACGGGGGAGGCGUCGAGCGGCCGCUACGGCGCCUGCGGGGACCACCUCGUCUGCCGCGCCCGCACCGACGUCGGGGACACUGACGAGGCUGUCUGUGAGUGCGACAGCGAGGGGGAAGUCUGUGGCUCUGAUGACGUCACCUACGAGACCCUGUGCCACCUGCUGGAGAAAACGGCAGAUAAUCCCGAGCUCUUUGUGGUGGUCCGCGGCCCGUGCAAGGCAGCGCCCGUGAUCGUGUCCCCGCCCGAAGACGCCGAGCGACCCGAGGGCAGCAUCCUGGUCCUUGACUGCGAGGUCAGAGGUUACCCUGUGCCCGACGUCACGUGGGAACUCAACCUCAAGGAUGGGUCGUCCUUCAAGCUGCCAGGUGACAUGUCCUCCUUAGCCGUGCAAGUCCGCGGUGGCCCCGAGCAGUUCAUGGCCACGGGAUGGGUCCAGAUCAUGCGCAUCAACGAGGAGACCGUGGGGACCUACUCCUGCGUGGCCACCAACUCCGAAGGCGAGGCAAGGGCUGCGGCCAAGGUGCAGAUCCGUCGGGCAGCGAACGAGAAAGAAGAAUCACUGAACAUGGUAUAAGACCGGCACCCCCCUACCCCCUACUACCCCCCAUGGAGCUCUUUCAAGGGAGUCUCCGAAGUAAAACCACUGCCAA
Penaeus monodon (black tiger shrimp) is the source of this 907-nucleotide messenger RNA. RefSeq names its product insulin-like growth factor-binding protein-related protein 1. Gene Ontology annotation, biological process: regulation of signal transduction; regulation of cell growth. The record is from RefSeq and is a predicted model, not a curated record. Gene Ontology annotation, molecular function: insulin-like growth factor binding. Gene Ontology annotation, cellular component: extracellular region. Lineage: Eukaryota; Metazoa; Arthropoda; Malacostraca; Decapoda; Penaeidae.